Molecule: messenger RNA, 5891 nt
Organism: Acanthochromis polyacanthus (spiny chromis)
Lineage: Eukaryota; Metazoa; Chordata; Actinopteri; Pomacentridae
Gene: sycp2
Product: synaptonemal complex protein 2
Exons: 47
Coding region: 801-5675 (1624 amino acids)
Source: RefSeq, a predicted model, not a curated record
UAUAAACAGUUUAGAACCACAGACUGUAUGCAAAGAGGUCAGAGAAGUUUAGUGAGUUUCAGGAUUGUGCAAAUACAGUUCAAAGCAAACCACAAGUCAUUCCUUGAUACAAUUCUACAGUUUCAUUUAGCAGACGCUUUUGUCCAAAGCGACGUACAACACAAGCAAGAAUUCAGACAUAAGGAAUAGCCUUUAGAAAGUGCAAAAAGUGCUUCAAGUGUGAUUGGUCCAAGGCGAUUCCAUCAGCAUACAACAACUGUUCAGAAGCCACAUUGCAAACUAUGAAUUUGGAGGAAAUUUCAAUUUGAAAACCUAAUUUGCUUGUGCCAUCAUGAAGAGUAGAUGUUGUAUAGAAAGUAUACAAAAGAAAUACUGCUUGAAAAAUCUGAUUAUGUGGAAAGGUAAAGGUGUUUAGGGGAUUGCUAAAGAGACUCAAAAAGAUGAAGUUUGAUGCCAACAGAAAAGAGUAAAAUAUGAGAUGCAAUGGCAUGGAGCAGGUAGGAGUUAACAAAUAUUUUCACUUUGUGUGUUUUUGUUUUCCGUUUUCUACCACUGUGAUACUGUGGCAUGUCUAAAACAAACAAACAAAUAAACCAGGACAGCAGGCUCUAAGUAAACACGUCUCUGAUUGGACGUUACACAAGUCACGCGCUUCCGUGAAUAACGGAAAGACUUCGCGGGGUUUUGCGUUUAUAAACUGUCAAAAAAUAAGUAUUUCGUUAUGUUUUCAUGCGAAAAUUAAUAACACGUCGUAUAAAGGAUUAGAGACCAAAGGACACUGAAGCUCCUCAGAUGCAACAAUGAUACCACACCAGAGCAAUCAGCUGGAGAAUGCCAUCGAUGAGGGGUUGAAGAGUGGGAAUGCCCAAGCCUUGCAAAUAUUCUUGCAAAGGGACAUUUAUGAGGAGAUCCCAAUGAAAUGCUCCCAACAGUUUCUCACCAAACUGGAUAAGCUUGUCAACAGGUGUUUGGCUCAAAGAGAUGUCACAUCAGCCAGUUUGGGUCUCGCCAGCCUCUCUAAGUGUGGGAAAAACUUGAAACUACCAGGCGACCAAGGACUAUCUGGGCUAAUAGCUCAAGGCCUGAUCAAAAAGAUGCUGCAGUGGUUUGAGAAAUGCAGGCAGCUGUGGAUCCGGUGUGGCCUGCAGUGGGAUGAAACCUUGUUCACGCUCUCCGAGGACUUCUUAAACGCCUUAACGGUGGUACACGAAGCAUGUAAAGAGGGAACAUGGGAAGUCACUGAGUGCUUCCUGUAUCCCAUUGGUCAGUUGGUAGUGGACCCCAGAAUAUACAUCCUGAUUAAAAAAGAGGCAAUUCGGAAAUUUAACUUAAUUCUCGACAAAAUCCCAGUGGAGCUGAAGAAAGACAGGAAGAUCCUAACAUCACAGGAGUCCUCAGAUCUCAUGAUCAAACUAGCUUCUCAAAUACUGGAUGGUGGUGAUUAUGACUUCCAGUCUUCCCUGAUGGAGGCGCUGUGCAGAAUGGCCACUCCUCACCAGAGGAGAGAGCAGGCAGAUCAAUGGUUCAGCAUGGGCCAUGUGGCCAGCGCUUUUGCAAAGAUCCAUGAUUCUGAGUUUGAGACGGCUUGCCGCAAGUUUCUGAACAUGGUGAACGGGAUGCAGGGAGACAGGAGAAGAGUGCAUUCUUACCCGUGUUUGGAAGUUUAUCUGGGCAAGCAUGAGCUGCUGAUGCCAUCAGAUGAGAAUCUUGAGGAAUUCUGGAUUGACUUCAACCUUGGCAGCCACAGCAUCUCCUUUUACUUCUCCUUGACAGAUGAAGAGACGCAGGAGGGCCACUGGGAUACAAUAUGCAUCAAUGAGAAUGAAGUCCAGAGCUACACAGUCACAGUGGCGGGCAAGAGGCAAGUCUUGCAAGUAAAGCUGUCAGAAGUGGUGGUUGUUGGUUCGGUGGAAGGAUCCAGUCUCACCAUCCAUUUCAGCUCCGCCCUGGACAUCCAGCAGGCGGCUCGUAACGUCUAUGGACUCAAGACAAACAAAGGCACAUCUGUAUCAAAAACUACUAUUAAAACUAGAACGGAGGUGAACAGUACACAGGUUGUUCCAGAGAGCCAGGUGUCCCUUGGAGAAAGCGAGAGAAGCACGGUCCCCUACCUACUGCCUCCCCCGGCAACACAUGUACAGACGGUGACCCCUGCCAAGUCGAGGAUUUCGGAGUCCGCCACUUUAGUUUGCUGCAGUGCUGUAGGAAGUGCACAUAGUAGCAGUUCUGUCGCUGUUUGGCCAGCAAACACACCAGCCAAGAGAAAGGAUAAGUCAUCACAGGAGAUGGGCCGAUUGCGCGAAGCAGCUGUUAAGACUUGCAGUCAUAACUCAAAACUUGGCCGCGCAAAUGCAGUUGGUGUGGAAGAAAAGUUGGAUACACCUCAACAGAGCAAAGCCUCCAAACAGGGUGUCAGGAACAAGACAGGCAAAUACAAAAAGAACAUAUCGGUUGCAGAAGCAGUAGAUUUGGUUCUAUCUGAACAAGGAGAAGAUAAAUGUCUGGAGCCUAGUUUUGUGCCUGACACCCAGCCCAGAAAGGAGAGAAACAUUUGGAAGAAAUUGUCAGUUUCUGAAAUGCUGUUGAUGCCCUCGAAGAAAAGUAGUCCUCUGCCACAACCUGAACCUCAUUCAAAUGUGGUGGAGAAGCAGGACCAGCGUCCAUCCUCAGCGCAGAGAUGGUCAGUUUCAAACUCAGCCCUUGUCCGUCAGAAGGAGCUCCACAUGGAACUCACCAAGCGUCUGCAGCAGGUUCUCGAUGAGAGAAGUCAAAAUCCUAAACCCCAGGAGCCAGCUGCACUCGAGAGAAAAUCAUCUAACGUCAGAGGAGACUCUAAAGACAAAAGCUCAGGGGACAAGCGUAUUUCUUCUUUGUGUAGUCCCGAAGUGCAGCAGACCCCGAGAAAUAGCUCUGCUAAAGGGAAGAGCAAAAGCCAGACAUCACUGAAACCAGACGCCGUCACAGUCAAAGCAAAGGAGAGAAUAUCGACCAAACUUGAAGUUGAAACGAAGAGGACCUCUUCAAGCAAAGACAAAAGAGAUGCAGAAGUUGCAGGCAGCAUGGUGAAACUCAUCUCCAGCCGUUAUGAGAGAAAAACCCGAUCCACAGGCAAAGACACUGCAGAAACAGUUCGUCAGAGCUGGAGCCGUCCUCUCGUCAGCAGACCAAUCUUCAAUAUGAGCUGGUUACCAACUGCUAAUAGAGACACACCUGGAGCUGUCAGAAAGAUAAAUUCAGUUUUUGAAUUCAGUACUGAUGCAUCAUUGAGCAUUGGGGGAGAAAACAAAACCCAGACUAACACCUCUGCCAUGUCAAGCAGUGACAUCCACAACUCUUCACUACUGCUGAACACAAACAAAAAAGGACAGCCUGUGGCAAAAAACAAGCGGUAUGUGAAAAAGCAUCUGUUCAGUGACACGGAUACGGACUAUGCCCAGACAGAGGUCAGCUGGCUGAGAGAGUCAUCCAGGAAGCCCAAACCCAAAGUCACCAAAUACUCCAGGCAGGCGCCCAUCAAAGCCAAACCUGUCCCACUUCAUACAUCACAUGAAUCUCCAAAGUCAUUCCAGCCGUCUCCAAAAACCGUAACCAAUAACACCAAACCCAGUAAGAAGCCCGAUUGGAAGACGAGCCUGGAUAAGCCGAAGAAGACGGUGAAGCCGGCAGCAGCAGCACCCAGCAGACCACAUGCGGCUGGCAAGAGGCCCAGGAGAGCUGCAGCCAUCUCUACCAAAAGCUACAGGGUGCCGGAUACAGAUGACAGCCAGUCAGAACCAGAGAAGCCUCCCAGUCCCAAGGCAAAGGACUACUUUUUCUCCUCCACCAAUCAUCUGAAGAACAAUGAGGAAACUCACGAGGCUGCCCAAAUGAAGACGAAGAGGACGACCAGUAAACAACCGAACAAAAGCUAUGUGAAGCUAGUGACAGAGUGUGUGUCAGAGAAGGAACCUCCUUCCAAGAAAUAUUUUGUAGGCCAGAAAGGGAAGAGUGAGAAGACGUGGUCAGAGGUUCCACAGGUAAAGAAGAGAAAGAACACAUUGCCUGAGCAAUCCGCUGAUGGCUACACGAGACAAGACAGCAACAAGCAGUCAGAUCUGAAAAAAACAUCUGGUCUUAAGCUGAGGCCUGAUAACGUUCUUCAAGAAACUUCGAAGUUGAAUAAGAAAAAUAUCAUCCCUGCCCAAGAACAGAUGAGUGCAUUGAAGGAUUCCUGGGCUUCCUGCCAGACCUCUUUCUGUCCGUCUCCUCCUUUCAUCGAGAAGAUGAGAUCUCAUGGCAGGUCAGACCCAACAUUGGAUUUGACCUGCUCCCCGGUCCUCAGCCCACAGGGGUCCCCACUCCCUGCCUCCCCUAACCCUCUCUGCCAGGACACCCCCUCGCCGAUCCCGCUGCUACCCAAACCUCGCUCCACAGCCAGCAGUAAAGGAGCCUGCGAGCCCUCGUCUUUCUACAGCGCAGAAAAAAAGCGCAGCAGAUCCAAGACUCUGUCCAUCCAGCCUGUCCACUCUCUGUCUUCGCGGGGAGGUCAAACCUUUGCACCCAGUCCUCCCAGUAAACCUGGUGCAGCAGAGGUGUGUGCAGUCACGACGCACCUGUCCUCUGCACCUCAGUCUCCUUUGUCCCUGUCCACUCAGUUCCUCAUGACAUCCACACUUCUGGACUUGGACAAGCCACCUGUGCCCUCUCCUGCUCAGUCACCAUUACCUGAAGAGAGCGUUAACUAUGGUCACCACUCUGGUUUCAGUAAAGUGUCUUCAGCGUCCCUAGCUUCAACGAGCCGAUCGUCCGCUAAGUCAUUAGCAGUGACGAGCAGAGUGAAGGACAGCUCCACUGGUUCUCUGACUGUGUCUCUAAAAACAGAGAAAACGCCACGUUCAUACCCAGACCUACAGCAUGCACAGCUUAUAUCAGGACCGAGCCGCAAGCGCCACAUCUCCUCAUCCAGUGAUUCUGAGGAAGGUGAGAGGGAAGAAAGAAAGAAAAGCAAGAUGAGAGAGCAGGCUUCUGUUCGGAUGAAGCCAAGAAAAUUGUUCAAAUCCCUCGCUGAGGUGUCUUGUGUGGACGAGCUGAGCCAGGUGAUGUCUUAUUCCCCCAUGAGCUCCAGUCACUGGGAGGCUGAAGUGGUGGACAGAGACAUGGACAUGGAUGAGGAUUUAGAGUUGCCAGAAAGCUCUUUAAACCCAAGUGACCUGUGUCAGAAGUUGAGCUCGGAGCUGAAUAAGAAGUUUCAGAACCGUUACAAGGUGGAGGUUUACAACAAACAGUCCCUGAAGACCCUUCAGCAGCACGUCUCCUCCAUUAAUAAGCAGGUUAACAAACGCAGAACUGAAAGGCUUGGACACCUUCAGAACGUCCUCUUUGAAGAGAUCCGCAAAUUGGAGCAGGAAGACACACUGCUCAAAAGCAUGGAGAAAGACCUGGCUGUUUACUGGAAAAAGCAGACUCUGGCUUUUCAUUCUUACCAGGAGCAGGAAACCAAGAGAAACGAGACCAUGAAGAGAGCCCUCCAGAGCGACACGUGUCCCAGCUUGGAGUACGAGGAGAGAAUCUUCACAUCCCAGAUGUGCCUGAUAAGAAAAGGCAUGAAGUCAGCUCAGGACAGACUCCUCAGUGAGAUGCUUGAGGGGGAGAUCCAGAGUGUGAAGAGAGGACUGCAUGCUUUGUUUUUCCCGUAGUUCAGCUCUACUGAUUUUAAGCGAAGGCGUUUGUUUUUUCAAGUUCUGCUUUUAUUGUAGAUGUUAGAUUUUGUUCUCAUGUGUUGGAAAUGUUGUAAUUCUGAUGUUUAUUAUCCGAGAAACGUUUUAAGUUCAGUCAUUUUUGGUAUUAGUGUUGGUAAUGUGUUCCUACAUGUAUUUAACAGCUUUGGCUCUUAUAUUUGGAUUCCCCGUUAG